AUGACAACCUAUGGCACUAUACCAUCCCAAGCAAAUACCUCGUCGAGCCUGAGCUUAUUAGGACGAGCCAAAGAAUUGAUCUCGUUAGGCCUUAGCUCUCAAAGGCCAUGGCUUGAACUUGUCCAGUGUAGUGCCUUUAGCCUUCCUGUGUCCUUUAGUGUAGCUACCGAACGAAUCAAAACCAACAUCAUGAUCUUUCGAACAAACUACAUUAUCAUCUUCAUUGUUUCUAUCUUCAUCAGCAUGCUCUGGCAACCCGUCCACCUUUCUGUCUUCUUUAUUUUGAUAGUCGCAUGGAUAUAUGUCUACUCCCGGGAUAAUGAACCAUGGGUGAUAUUUGGCAAUGUGAUCGAUGAUUCUAAUUUGGUGCUGGUUUUGUUGGUCCUCACGAUCGGUAUAUUUCUAUUAACAGAUGUAUCCCGCGGUAUUAUGAUCGGGGUUAUGGCUGGUUUGCCCGUUGUUCUGGUUCAUGGCAUGUGUAGGAAUACAGAGAUGUUGUUCGUCUUGGAAGAUGAUGAAGAGAAGCUGACAAUGCACACAGCAUCUUCGUCGCUUUCUUCUUCCUCUUAA
Messenger RNA from Camelina sativa (false flax), 570 nucleotides. The record is from RefSeq and is a predicted model, not a curated record. NCBI's taxonomy places the organism in Eukaryota, Viridiplantae, Streptophyta, Magnoliopsida, Brassicales, Brassicaceae.